Nestor notabilis (Kea) is the source of this 336-nucleotide messenger RNA. It is a transcript of the gene TSTD3, whose product is annotated as thiosulfate sulfurtransferase (rhodanese)-like domain containing 3. Lineage: Eukaryota; Metazoa; Chordata; Aves; Psittaciformes; Psittacidae. The record is from RefSeq and is a predicted model, not a curated record. Gene Ontology annotation, molecular function: thiosulfate-cyanide sulfurtransferase activity. The annotation marks the transcript as partial. Gene Ontology annotation, cellular component: mitochondrion. The transcript is spliced from 3 exons.
UCCUACCAGCAGCUCAAGGACUUGAAGAAGAACAACGUUCUCCACAUAGACGUGCGGGAGCGGUGGGAGAUCGACAGAUCUGGGAAAAUCCCAGCGUCCAUUAGCAUACCGCUGGGUGAAUUAGUGGAAGCUCUACAAAUGGACCCAACGGAGUUCAAGGAGCGGUACAAUCAAAAGAUGCCAUCCAAGUCGGACCCUGUGGUUUUCUCCUGUUUGGCAGGAACAAGAAGUAAACAAGCACUUGGUUUUGCCAUGUCUUUGGGUUUCAGCAGAGUUCAGCAAUAUGCUGGUGGCUUUGAGGACUGGGUAAAACAUGAACCUCCAGAGACAAAGUGA